AUGCACAACUACUACGUAUCCAUAACCAUCAAAGCUGAAACCUUAAAGAGACGUGGGCGGAGCUGCUCGUCUUGGGGAGCGACCCUUUCUCUGGAUUCUGAUCUCGCGCCUAAAACGAGGGCGGCCUGCGGUGCGUCCCCCGCGCCGGCGGCGCCGGAAGGCGAAGCUGUGAGUCUCGGCGUUCGCCACCAGGCGGUGCUGUUGGCCUGCGGUGGGCGCCCCCGCGCCCGCCACGCGCUCCGUGACGCCGCACUCGCCCAAGGGGCGGCGGCUGGCCACGGCGGGACGGACGGGGCGCGACGCCACGCAGCAGGGAUCACUCGUGCCGGGGAUGGGGCAGAGGGCGCGCGGCGCCCGCGCCGCCCGGUCCCUGCGCUGCGUGGACGGUCCCCGCGGGACGGAGCGCCGUCUUGCCCGCGCCGUGAGAGCGGCACGGAUUCCCGACAUGACCCGGAAAAUCAUCAGGUAAACUGGAGACUGCAGAAGCAAAUAGAGGAAUGGAGGAUUGGGAUGACCUGGUUUAUCCCUCUGGCGCAAUUCAUCUUUUACCAGGGGAGAGAAAUGCCAAGAUACUUUCGUUUCCUGGUUUGCUGCAGCGAACACAUGCCUGGCAACCACUCGAGAAGAGAUUUUUGGAUGGAUGAAUGAGUGAAGAAAGCAGAUGUGAGAGAGAAAGAAUAAGUGAAUGAAUGAGGCAUCUCUAAUAAUGGGGUUAUUAGAGUGGCAGUGUUGCAGAUGAGGACAGAUUUUGUGAAAUCAUACAAUGAUGCAUUGGGCUGCCCCCACUACCCAUGCAGAUGAAAAUAAUCCUUUGAUACUGUCUGAACAAUUGGAGUCAAGGUUGUACAUCUGCAAUCACAGGCUUAGCCUUUUUUAUUUUUUAUUUUUUUGAUAUUGUGUAUAUUCAAGUAUAGACUUCAUGUUCUGUUUUAUUUGCCUUGAAGGUUAAACUUUUGCUUUUUUUUUUUUUUUUUUAUAAAGAUGUCUUAAAAAUCCCAUCUUGAAGCUUUAAAGAUUUUCCUCCCAGCAGCUAGAUAUAGAUAUAUAAAAUCCACCCACCUUACAAAUGAAAAUGAUUGAUACACAUCAGAAAAGUUAUCUGCAUCAGAUAAUAAAACCCAGCUUAAGUCUCUCUUCAAAAAGCUCACUCCAGGAAUUUAACAGAAAAGGUGGGUUCUGUACAGACUCAGUGAUAAGGUGUUGAGGAAGGUGGAGAGUUGGUCAUGGUAAGGGAAAAUCACACAUAUCCAUGUUCUAGGCACUUUAUAUGGGAUGCAUUCUUUAAUCCUCCCCACUCUGCAAGCCAAUGAGCAUCAACCCUGAUUUCACAGGGAGAUAGUUUGAGACUCUCAAAUGUUAAACAAUUUGUGCAAAGUCAUGUGUGCCGGUUAGUGGUGCUGGCCUGUGAAAAGUCUGAACAUGCAGCCUCCCCAGGGAUGAUUCCACCACUGUGGAACUCCAUGAAAAGGGACAUUGGUAGGAUUGUCGCUAAAUGCAGUAUGGAGAUUUCUCAAAGAACUUAAAGUAGAUCUACCAUUUGAUCCAGCCAUCCCACUACUAGGUAUCUACCCAAAGGAAUAGAGGUUGUUAUAUAAAAAAGAUACCUGCACCCACAUGUUCGCCGUAGCACAAUUCACACUGUGAAGAUGUGGAACUGACCUAAAUGCCCAUCAACUGAUCAGUGGAUAAUGAGAAUGUGGUAUAUCUGCACCACGGAAUACUAUCCAGCUGUUAAAAAGAAUGAAAUAACAAUUUUUGCAACCAGUUGGAUGGAACUGGAGAACAUCAUCCUAAGUGAACUGACCCAGGAACAGAAAACCUAACCAAAAAUGUUGUUAGGAUUAAAUGAAUUAAUACACAUGAAGUAUGUAGAACAGCAUUUGGCAUACAGUAAGUGCUCAAUAACAUGUUAACUCUUUGCUUCAUUUUAGAGUCUUAAAGGAGAUGGGAGACCUCCCCAAUUGUCAUUUAUUUUUAUUUUUAUUUUUAUUUUAUUU
Carlito syrichta (Philippine tarsier) is the source of this 1997-nucleotide messenger RNA. RefSeq lists its product as uncharacterized. The coding region runs from base 1 to 648 and encodes 215 amino acids. The record is from RefSeq and is a predicted model, not a curated record. Lineage: Eukaryota; Metazoa; Chordata; Mammalia; Primates; Tarsiidae. The transcript has 3 exons.